UGAUGGAGAUAUCAAUCACCUUUGGAAAUUCCCACAGAAUUAUCGAGACCACCCUUUGAACCGUAUCAAUGAUAAAUUCCAGGGUCCCAAUUCCGCGUGCCAGCACAAUACCAGCUCCAUAAUUCCACAAGUCUUUCCUUUUGCCUAUUUUUCUUUCUUUUAGCCGUGGCCGAAGCGAAGACUCAGGGUUCUUUGAGAGGAGAGAUCACAGCGGAAGAAAAAAGAGUUCUUGGACUGAAAAAUGGAGUGCUGGAGGCUUCGAACGGAGUCCUUCUUGCUGUGGCUCGCUCUGUUGCAUCAAAGAUUGGAGAUUUCCGUUUCCAUCAAUCCUGAGGGAAGGGAUCUUUUGAGGUUUAAAGAGAGGGUAGAGGUCGAUCCCUACGGCGCUCUUUCGAAUUGGAAAGAAGGCGAUGUUGAUCCGUGCUCUUGGUUCGGGGUCGUCUGCUCGGAUGAUGGAAGAGUCGUGGCUCUGAACCUGAAAGAUCUUUGUCUUAAGGGGAAACUUGGGCCUGUGCUUGGGAAGUUUAUCCACAUGAAGUCGCUCAAUUUAUACAACAAUUCCUUUUCUGGAAUCAUCCCUAGAGAAAUUGGUGAAUUGCAGAAGCUGGAGAUAUUGAACUUGGGACACAAUGAUCUUGGUGAACCACUUCCACCUGAGCUUGGAAGCAUAUCAUCGUUACAGAUCCUCGUACUCAGAAACAACAAAUUUGUUGGUGACACAUUGCCUGAAAUGCAUCAGCUGAACAUUAUCUCUGGGAUUCAGGUUGAUGAAGAACUGUUAUCAUCAAGCCACAAACAGGUUACAAGGAAUGUUGAAAAUGCAACCAUACGGAGACUUCUGCGAGAAGAUUAUGGUAGUCAUAAAAAGCCUAAUAAAACAGACCAUAUACGAGAUACUGCAUCACGACAACCACGAUCACUGGGACCAUAUCCACGAGCAACAGUAGUUCCACCAUCCCCACCACCACCACAUAAAGCUCCUUCCCCUGCUCCAGAUUCCUCUCCUACCCAGCCUUCAUCCUUGAAAUUAGCAACAACCCGUGGAAAGCAUGUGACUUGGAUAAUACUUGGGUCAAUUGGAGGAGCAUCUUUUCUGCUGGUUUUAUCUGCCGUAUGCUUGCUUUGUUACCGAGCCAACAAGGUUGUCACUGUCAUGCCCUGGAGAACAGGUCUAAGUGGGCAAUUGCAGAAAGCAUUUGUGACAGGCGUACCUUCACUCAGACGCUCGGAACUUGAAAUAGCUUGUGAAGAUUUCAGCAAUAUCGUUGGCUCUUGGUCAGAUUGCACAUUGUACAAGGGAAAACUGUCCAGUGGGAUCGAAAUAGCAGUGACAUCUACAAUGGUUACAUCAGCCAAGGAUUGGUUACAAUAUGAAGCUCACUUCAGAAAGAAGAUGUCAUUGCUGUCCAAAAUAAACCAUAAGAAUUUUAUGAACCUUCUUGGCUAUUGUGAGGAAGAAGAGCCUUUCACCAGGAUGUUGGUGUUCGAAUAUGCUCCAAAUGGAACGCUUUUUGAGCAUUUGCACAUUAAAGAAGCCGAGCAACUGGAUUGGGCACCACGUCUGAGGAUAGCCAUGGGAAUAGUGUACUGUUUAGAGUACAUGCACCAGCUUAACCCUCCUGUAGUUCUUAGAAAUUUGAACUCAUCAUCUAUAUAUCUGACUGAAGAUUAUGCGGCCAAGAUUUCGGAACUCGGGUUCUCUGAUCAGGAAAAAGAACAUGAGUCAGUAUCUGUUGGCUCAGAUCAAGAAAGCAUUGUUUAUAAGUUUGGGAUAAUACUGCUGGAAAUAAUUUCUGGGAGGCUUCCAUUCUCCAAGGAUGAUGGCUUGCUUGUGCUCUGGGCUUCAGGUUAUCUUACUGGGAAAAGACCCCUUAAGGACAUGGUUGAUCCAACCCUUCGAUCAGUCCAUGAGGAAGAUAUCGGUGCACUGUGUGAGGUGAUACGGUCCUGCAUAAAUCCAGAGCCGAAGGAGAGACCAACAAUGGCGGAGGUUGCCAGCCGGAUGAGACUAAUUACAGCAAUGCCACCAGAUGAAGCAACUCCAAAACUAUCCCCAUUGUGGUGGGCUGCGCUCGAAGUUGUACGUUCAUAGGCUAGCUAGAGAAGAAGUAGAUGAUAGUUAAUCAGAAUUUCCUUUUUGUUUUCUUAUUAUAUCAUCUUAGUUUUUUAUACCUCGGCAUCAGCUGCUUGUAUAUAAUCCUUGGAUUUGAUUAAAGAUGUACAGUCGAGAUAGCAAUCAGCUUUGGUUUGUUCUGCUUUAUGAGAUAUGCAGAAAGCUCAGAAAUCGUAUAAUAUAUGGAGACCUUCUAUGAAGAAAUUAUAAAAAUAUAUGAAGCAUUGGUAUGUGUUUAGCUUC
Molecule: messenger RNA, 2356 nt
Organism: Phoenix dactylifera (date palm)
Lineage: Eukaryota; Viridiplantae; Streptophyta; Magnoliopsida; Arecales; Arecaceae
Product: protein MALE DISCOVERER 2-like
Biological process (GO): protein phosphorylation
Molecular function (GO): protein kinase activity; ATP binding; protein binding
Source: RefSeq, a predicted model, not a curated record